This is a messenger RNA of Aspergillus puulaauensis, 657 nucleotides long. RefSeq lists its product as uncharacterized. Lineage: Eukaryota; Fungi; Ascomycota; Eurotiomycetes; Eurotiales; Aspergillaceae. The record is from RefSeq and is a predicted model, not a curated record. Bases 1 to 657 code for a protein of 218 amino acids. The transcript has 3 exons.
AUGGGAAAAGGUCACAGAUACCAGAGAAGCUCGAGCGGCACCCCAUUUGGCUCGCAAAACUCAUUCAACAGGAAGAGGAAUUUCUCACCACGAAGCCUACCAGCUCCCUUCCACGCGCCCCACGAUAUCGGUCCUUUCGACGGGCAUCCCAACUCGCGAUUUGGCUUCGGUCCUCCUGGCCCCUCAGCACCUCCUUCGUUCGGGGGCUGGUAUCCGCGCCAUGGCCGUCCCGCUGGAAACGCUGGUAGCCCGCCUCAGAGGCCGUUUGAUACCACUCCUCCGGCCAUGCCGUACGAAUUUUCGCAGUCUCAACCCUUUUACCCUCCAAUGCCGUACGGAAAUGAAAGAAGGUUCAGUGGCCCCUUCAGAAGGUCGGCAGAGGGGUUUCAAGAUCCCCAGAACAAACUGUUUUCAGACGAGUAUCGCUCCCCCGGCUCUCAUCAGGCUUACCAGGCACCUCGUAUUGAAGCAUUUUCCCAGGUACCAUCUGAGCAGGAGUGGAGUAGAAAGAACCCAUGUGAAUUGAGAAAGCCUUUAGCUCAGGGCAAUAAGCUUCGCGGGGAUGCGCCAGAAUUCGUCCCACGUGGAAAAUGCGCUGUCAGCAAGGAAUCCGGGACGAAGAUGAAAGAACCUUGCUGGCUUGUGGUUUCUGGUUAG